Messenger RNA from Venturia canescens, 1363 nucleotides. RefSeq lists its product as uncharacterized. The transcript has 3 exons. The record is from RefSeq and is a predicted model, not a curated record. Lineage: Eukaryota; Metazoa; Arthropoda; Insecta; Hymenoptera; Ichneumonidae. Bases 157 to 867 code for a protein of 236 amino acids.
AGGUUCACUACCUACUCGGUGAGUCAAAGAUAGAUCGCGCGUUUGACUAGCGCAGUGCGUGUGAACGCUUGGCACCUGCGCAACACAUACGUGAUCACACACAAACAUAGAGUCUCGCGUCGUUUACUAUCGUGAAGUUAAAUGGAGUGAAAUAUAAUGAAUAACGGCAAAAAUAAAAACUUUUUUUGGAAAGGGAAGCGAGUUAGUGAAAAAGUGUAUUAUAAUAGGUUGCGACUGCAGAAAGUCGGCAAAAAUUUGCGGCAAGUUUAUGGUUCCGCCAAGGAAGUUGUUCAUAACCUCAAGCAUAGCGAAUGUGCGAAAAUCGAAGGUCGUCGGAUUAUUCAUCUCAACACUCUAGGAGAACAGCUUUUUUGCUCUAAAUGCAAGAGUAUAUUAUCUAUCUUGGAUAGUGUACAAGAGCAACGUUUUGGUUUAGCGUCGAUUUUCCAUGUAAAAUGUCGCACAUGCGGCAUGCUCAACCAAGUGUCGACGGAUAAAAAGCAUUCAACGACCAAUUCGAUACAAGCUGAAGAUUGUGAAUCAAGCACAAACAAAAGAUUGGACAUCGUUGUGGGUCAUUGCAAUGCAAGUGUCGAAGAGUGCGCUAGACCUAACUGGAGGAAACAUUACGACACCAAUACGAAAGCCGUGAUAGGUGUUCUGAACGGAGGAAUGGGUAACGCCCAUUUGAACAAAUUGUUGGCUUCGUUAAACAUUCCCCCACUUCAUUGGAAGGUUUUUAAAAAUCACGAGGUGGAAGUAGGAGCAGUCGCAGAAAAUAUGGCGAAGGAAAGUUGCGAAGAAGCUGCACUUCAAGAAAAGAGCUUGACGUUCGAGAAUUAUGAGAGGGUUAAAGAAUUGUUGUAAGUAUACGGCAUCAUUUAAGUUACUCGUCUACUUUAGAUGACCAAAGAAAGAAGCAAAUUUUUAAGAUUUCUCUUCUUUGUAAUAACAGUUUUACAGUAAUAUCUGAUAGAGGAGCUGAGAAAAGAAAUCUGAAAAAUUUACUUUUAUUUUAGCCCUCGAAAGUAGACCAGUUCCUUAAAAAUGAAUUGAAAUGAUGGAGAAUCGUGCAUCGAUUUGGUUAUUCACCAAUGUACAAUUAUUCUAUAACGAUUGUCGGUUCUAUCGAAUUUAUAAAUAUGAAAGUGUUUUGUAUAAAAAUUUAUGUACAAAUAUUUUGACACAAUCGAAUUCUGAAUUUAUACAAAUUCAACUUGUAUUUUUUGUUACAUUUUCACUGGCAGCAUUUUUGACAGUCAUUUAAGAUAUUUUGUAAAAGAAGAAAGCACAUUACAUGUAUUGAUAAGUAUGUAUAUGUAUGUUAUAAUUGUGGGAAAAAUAAAUGCCUCCAUUAAUUUGA